AUGGUGGAGCUCCUGGAGCUGGGGGCGGGGCCUCUUUCGCAAGUGCUCAAGUUGCUUCCCAGCGUACAAGACCUCUGCCGCUGCCGCAUGGUCUGCCGCGCACUGCACCAUGCAGUUCAAGACGACACUGUGUGGCAGGCCAAGGCCCUGGAGCUGUACCCGGCGGAGACAGAGCUGGUGCAGGACGACAACUGCGAGCACGCGGCGCUGUUCCUGCCCCUGGUGGGGCGCUCGUGCCGCUACAAGAUGAACCAGCCGCACUACUUCUUCGAGUGCCUGAUGCUGGGGCUGGAGUGGAACCGGGCGGAGCACACCUUCCGGCUCUACAUCGAUGCCCGGGGGGAGGUUGACCUGCGGCAGCCGGGGGAGAGCAGCAUGGGGUUCAUGGUGCACCGGGGCGGCGCACCAGACCGCUCGGCGAUGCGGGAGCGCCUGCUGGAGCUGGAGGCACGGCGGCAGGAGGUGCUCCGGCAGCUGGCGGCGGCGCAGGCGACGGACUGCGUGAGCGCUGUGGCGCGGGUGGAGCACCAGCUGGCGCGGUGCGAGGGCCAGAUGCAGCAGGUGACGCUGGACCUCGCCCGCCACCUGGAGCUCAGCUUUGCAGACCUGCUGACGGUGGUGCGCCCGUCGGGGCCACCGCUGCUGGGCUACCUGGAGUUUGACAGCCUGAACAAGAUCGACGUGCUGCUGCGCGAGCUGCCCGACAGUUACGCCAGCAAGCAGCACGCGGUGGCGCACGGCGUGGACCUCUGCUUCUGCUACGCCAACCCCAUCCCCGUGAUGCCCCACGGCGCUCUGGUGGAUUAUGAGCCUGCGGUUGUGGUCACAGUGCCGCCUGGGGCCAGCCUGCUGAGCGUCUUCAAAGCGGCGGGACGCUACGUGGCGCCCGGCCAGGGGCUGCAGGAGCUGGAGCAGGAGGGCCCAGAGGCGCGGCUGCAGCGGUGGGACCACCUGCCGCUGGAAGUGAUGGCACGGCAGCCGCCCUGGCUGGUGUGA
This is a messenger RNA of Chlorella variabilis, 996 nucleotides long. RefSeq lists its product as hypothetical. The record is from RefSeq and is a predicted model, not a curated record. The coding region runs from base 1 to 996 and encodes 331 amino acids. Gene Ontology annotation, molecular function: protein binding. Lineage: Eukaryota; Viridiplantae; Chlorophyta; Trebouxiophyceae; Chlorellales; Chlorellaceae. The transcript is spliced from 8 exons.